Molecule: messenger RNA, 2992 nt
Organism: Aethina tumida (small hive beetle)
Lineage: Eukaryota; Metazoa; Arthropoda; Insecta; Coleoptera; Nitidulidae
Product: leucine-rich repeat flightless-interacting protein 2
Exons: 8
Coding region: 257-1735 (492 amino acids)
Biological process (GO): regulation of DNA-templated transcription
Source: RefSeq, a predicted model, not a curated record
GACGUUGCAUCCUUAUCGCAUGUCUCCUUGCCUUAUCAAGAUACGCAAAAAUGAGUCGUAUAAAGACCCGGCAAAAUUUUUUUCUAGCCGUGCGGCCACUGACGGAAAACGGCGAGUAAGUAACGUUCACCGAUGCCACGUGAUCGAACUGUUUUCGCUUAUCAAACGCGUUUCGAGUGUUCCGACCGUAAUCGAGACACAUUGGUGAAAUUGUUUUUUGGGUUCGGUGCGUUUUUGGGCUGGGUUCGCGGAUAAAAUGGAUAAGGGCGAGAACGAAGGGCGGCAGGGAGUCGCCGUGGCCGCCGAUGAGGCGGACAAUUCCGACAACGACAAGCACAGUGACGACAGUUUGGAGUGCGACCGUUUAAGGACGAAGGAUUCACAUUCCGAUAAUAGCAAUAGUGAUUAUUGUGACAGUUUGGACGGUUCUGAUGGUGUGCCUAAAGUUAAGGGCAGUUCGGAGUUGAACAACAACCUGGUGCAACUGGACGGUGUGACCUGUACUGAAUCCAGUGAUCAUGUCGAAACUCUAAGUUCUCAUCAAGUACAUCAUGAGGAUAUAAUUGCACAUAUUUUACAAAAAGAAAACGAUAAUGCGGAGGCGCGGCUGUUCGCCAAGCGCCAGGCACGCGCCGAGGCCCGAGAGAUCAGGAUGCGGGAGCUGGAACGGCAGCAGAAGGAGCAGGAGGAGAACGCCGACCGGCAGUUCGACAUGCUGGCCGCGUCCGAUCCCGUGGGGGCGGCCGGUGCGAGGAUCGCCGCCUCGCGACCGGCCGUCGUAGGGGCGGGCGCCGCGGUCGUCGCCAACCACCGGUACCUGUCGUCGCGACGCAGCAGCGAGGACUCGCUGGAGGACGGUGGCGGCGCGACUCUCAGGGACAUCAGGAAUGAGAUGAAGGAACUCGAGGAGAAGUUUCGGAAGGCGAUGAUCGCAAACGCUCAAUUGGAUAACGAUAAAUCUGCUCAAACAUAUCAACUGGAACUUUUGAAAGAUAGGUUAGAAGAAUUGGAAGAGGAACACUCGCAGCUGCGACGCGAACACCGCGACAAGUGCCGGGAGCACGAACAGCUGAAGAGGGUGUGCGGCAAGCUGAAGGACGACCUGGCGGUGACGAGGUACGAGCUGGAGGAACGCGACCGGCUUAUUGCCGAAAAGGGCCUGGUGAUAGUGGGUGAGGACUCGCCGCCGGACGAGGAAGGCGCCACGACGCCCCGAAAGGCCCUCGUCACCGCCGAGAACGCCCAGCUGCUCAGGGAGGCGGGUGACGGCAGUUUAGAUGUGCGGUUAGAGAGGUUCGCCAAGGAGAAGACGGAGCUCCAAGAUCAAAUUAGUCACUUAAAAUUAGAAUUAGAGGAGGAAAGGAGUAAACGGCGAAAGUCCAGUGCGGCCGGAAGCCUCAACGGACCGCUGUCGGACUAUGACACCGACGAUCUCCAAAGAGAGGCGAGCAAACAGCUGGCCGAUUGGAAGUUCAGAGCCCAGAAGGCGGAGCAGGACGUUGCGACGCUGCAGGCGACGGUGGCGCGGCUUGAAAGUCAGGUGAUACGGUACAAGACCGCCGCCGAGAUUUCCGAACAAUCCGAGGAGGCUCUAAAAUCGGAGAAACGCAAAUUGCAGAGAGAGGACUCUUUGACAGAAUCUAAUUCUAAUGUCGAAAUAGACUCACAAUCAGAUUCAAUCGACAACGACUCAGACUCUUGGCCAGAGAAGCAAUGUCAAGAGCCGAAGAACUAGAGACGUCCAACACGCAUCUGCUGAAGCGACUAGACAAAUUGAAAAACGCAAAAUCGGCGCUCUUGAAAGAACUUUGACAGUCCUCCAGGACCUAGUUGCUCUCAGGAUCUGUUAUUGUUUACGUUGCGGUCCCGUCGAGUUAAAAAGUGAGGUGGAAAAAAUUUCAGCAUAUGAACGAGGAUAGUCAUAACUUUUUUUAACUAAACAAUAUUUUUAAUUUAUUUUAAUUGUGAAUAGAUACGUUUUAAUGUGUUUUAACCGUUCAUUUUUAUAUAGUUACGCGAAAGGUAUAUUUUUUGUUAAUAGUAAAUAAUUGUGCAUAAUAGGACAUGUGCAGGACUGUUUCGUGUUUCUAUAGCCAAGUGGGUUCCAUUUAAAAUAUUAUCAGUACUAAAUUGAAACUAUUUUAAAUGCCUAGACACUCCAGAAAUACGGAAUACACUGUAGGAUCAUAUGAUAUUGAUCACAGCUUUUUUAAUGAAUCAGUGCCUAAAUGUGUAGCCCAGUAAUUAAUCAGUGAGUACAUUCUACAUCAAUUAAAAGUGUUGAAUAGUAAAUAAUUGUUUUAAACAAUCCACAUUUAUUUAUUUCGUGUUUCAUAAAUGAGAUUUGUCAAUAUACUGUAUUUAUUUGUUUAGAUUAUAGGACUAUUUCUUUUUUGUAAAUAUGUGUAUUUUGUCUCAGGAUUGAGUAUUUAUACCAAUAUAUCAAUUUGUGAAAUGUGUGAAUGGUCGAAUUAGGUAUUUGACGGUUUGGACGUUUCUUAAGAGCUUUCUUUGCUAAUUAAAUACUUUUACAGAUUGUUGCAAAAUUAUGCCAGAUAAACUUUGGACUGGCACGCCACUCUAAACGUAAAUGAGCCAUUUUCGUUCGAAAAUUUUGCUGCAUUCUGUACAAUGAUUGUAGGAAAUAUUCCUACUGGCUCAAUAGUUUUUUACUAAAACACCACUAGCAUCAAAUUAUUCCAUAUAAUUAUUUAUGUUAUUUUUUUUACCUUCUUUUUCUUAUACUCAGACGCGAACAAAUUACUACUUUCAUUAUAAUGAAAGGUAAAGAAAAUGAACAUAAAUUAAGAGUAGACCAUAUUUUGUUGUAUUUUAUAAAGUCAUUUUGUGAUUUUAUCGCUUAUUUUUUCAAAUUGUAACAGCAAUUGUAAAGUAACGCUUAAAUUUAUAUGUACAUAUGAAAUAUGUGAUUUCUGUUUAUACAUCAAUAAUCAUUUGGUAAAAGGUAAAAAAUAAACUAAUUUAUAAAAAC